This is a messenger RNA of Lontra canadensis (Northern American river otter), 2113 nucleotides long. RefSeq names its product Pim-2 proto-oncogene, serine/threonine kinase (gene PIM2). Gene Ontology annotation, molecular function: ATP binding; protein serine/threonine kinase activity. Gene Ontology annotation, biological process: protein autophosphorylation; regulation of mitotic cell cycle; negative regulation of apoptotic process. NCBI's taxonomy places the organism in Eukaryota, Metazoa, Chordata, Mammalia, Carnivora, Mustelidae. The record is from RefSeq and is a predicted model, not a curated record. Gene Ontology annotation, cellular component: cytoplasm.
UCGGGAGGCGCGUGCCCCGGCUCAGUAGCGUUGGGGCUGGCGCGCGCGUCGAAUCUUAACGUUGCGCUGUUUUGCUGGCGCUUUGGGGCCAUCAGCUUCUUUGCCUUCCACCCUGGCGCCCCCAAGUCCUGGCUCCCCAGCCUCGCUACCCCGGGCAUCCACGCCCUGCGGGCUCAGCGGGCUCAAUCUGCGCAGCACCACCUCCAUGGUGACUAAGCCUCUGCAAGGGCUCCCCGUGGCCCCCGUGACCCCCACGCCGCCGCCAGGAGGCAAGGAUCGCGAAGCGUUCGAGGCCGAGUACCGACUCGGCCCCCUCCUUGGUAAGGGGGGCUUUGGUACCGUCUUCGCAGGACAUCGCGUCACUGACCGACUCCAGGUGGCCAUCAAAGUGAUCCCCCGGAAUCGCGUGCUGGGCUGGUCCCCCUUGUCAGACUCAGCCACAUGCCCACUGGAAGUGGCAUUGCUAUGGAAGGUGGGUGCAGGUGGUGGGCACCCUGGCGUGAUCCGCCUGCUUGACUGGUUUGAGACACCAGAAGGCUUCAUGCUCGUCCUCGAACGGCCGUUGCCUGCCCAGGAUCUCUUUGACUACAUCACAGAGCAGGGCCCAUUAGGUGAGGGCCGAAGCCGCUGCCUGUUUGCCCAGGUAGUGGCAGCUGUUCGCCACUGCCACGCCCGUGGAGUUGUCCAUCGUGACAUCAAGGAUGAGAACAUCCUGAUGGAUCUCCGCCGGGGCUGUGCCAAACUCAUUGAUUUUGGCUCCGGUGCCCUGCUUCACGAUGAACCCUAUACUGAUUUUGAUGGGACAAGGGUGUACAGCCCCCCCGAGUGGAUCUCUCGUCACCAGUACCACGCACUCCCAGCCACUGUCUGGUCACUGGGUAUCCUCCUCUAUGACAUGGUGUGUGGGGACAUUCCCUUCGAGAGGGACCAGGAGAUUCUGGAGGCUGAGCUCCACUUCCCUGCCCAUGUGUCCCCAGACUGCUGUGCCCUAAUCCGCCGGUGCCUGGCCCCCAAACCCUCUGCCCGACCCUCACUGGAGGAGAUACUGCUGGACCCCUGGAUGCAGACACCAGCUGAGGAUGCACCCCUCAAUCCCCCAAGGGGGGGGCCCACCCCUUUGGCCUGGUCCCUGCUGCCCUAGUCCUAGCCAGGCCCCCACUAGUUGGAAUAGCCGUCCCAUGGCAUGCCACAGGGAUAGAUGGACAUCUGUUGACCUGGUUAUACAGGUCAUUAAAAAUCCAGUGUUGUUAGGGUCAGAGAUUGGGGAUCAGGGGUCAGGAGACAUAAACCAAGUCUGCCCACUCCCCAUCCCAAUUCUGCUAAGGAGCCUUCCUCCCAGAACUUAUGGUCUCUUAUUCUGGAGGGCGGGGGGAACUUCCUUAUUUCUCAUUUUGCUAAGGGUGUUUAUUUGGUUGAGGUUCCUUCCAUUCUGAGCCCCAGGACUCUUAUUCUGAUGAGUUGUAACCCCUACACUGGCACCUCCUGCUGCCACCACACACACUUAGUUCAAAUGCUCUCACUUGGGCAAGGGUGCUUUCCUUCCAAUGCCCCAGCAGCUCUUAUUUUAGCAAAAGGACCCUUUCCCCUAGCCCAGGGUCCUAUAUUCAGUCAAGCUGCUUGCCUACCUCAGCCCAGGGUUGCUGAUUCUGGGGGAGGUAAUGCCCUAUUGUUAUCCCAGGACUUUUUUUUAAUUAUUUUUAUUAUUAUUACUAUUUUAUUUUAUUUUUUUUUUAUUUUUUAUUUUUUUGGUGAGGGGACCCUACUCUGUUAUCCCAAGUGCUCUUAUUCUGGUGAGGAGAACCCUACUUCCAUGAUUUGGGAAAUGGGAGAUGGACACCACCAGAGUCCGCUAGGAUGGGGUGGAUGGUUUUUUGGGAUGGGGUGGGGGAAGUCAAGUCUAGUUGUUUGUUCUCCUGGGCCCCCCCUCCAUCUUUUUUGGAUUCUUGCUGCCUCCUUCUGAGCCAGGAUUGUCCAGUUGCUGAAAUGUAAAUACUUAUGUAUUGGUGGGAGGGGAGCUCCAACUAUGUCCUCCUCUUCCUUCUCCCCCUGCCUGGAUUAUUUAAAAAAGCCAUGUGUGGAAACCCACUAUUUAAUAAAUGUUAUAGAAUCAGAA